CGGCAUCCAAAUCUCGCACGGCUGCAAGCGCCUGUCCAGCACCCACUGCCGGCAACCACAACUCCCGCUCCAGCGCCUCCCUGUCGCCAUGUCCAUCAGCCUCGGCUUUGUGGAGCCGGUCGAUCCGACCGAUCCGCUUAUUCCGGAUCUACACAGCUUUCCCGACAAAGUCGGCGGCCUGCCGCUCUGGCUUGCACCGAUACCCAUGAAAUCCGACUCUGCCAAGUGCGGUGUUUGCGAGAAGAUCAUGCCGCUGCUGCUUCAGAUGUAUACUCCCGAAGACAACUCGGUAGAUGCAUUCCAUCGGGUCGUCUAUGUGUUUUGCUGCAAGAAUGGAUCGUGCCACAAGACUUCGUGGAAGAAAGCAAUCAAAGUCUUCAGGAGCCAGCUUCCGGAAGACAACCCAUACUACGAUCUCGAAGCACGGAACGUUCCAAUGUGCUUCGUGUGUGGAAUGGACGGAACUAAGCGAUGUGCAAAGUGCCAAGUGGCCCGAUACUGCUCGCGCGAGCACCAACUGGUUCACUGGAAUCAAGGAGGACACAAGCAGCAAUGCCCGCGGAUUGCCAAGGGCGAGUCCAUCGACAACGACCAGAUCUCGGCUGACUGGCUCGCCAAGGUGGUGUUCCCCGAAUACGAACUGGUGUCCGAGGCCGAGCCGGAUCCCAAAACGCAUCGGUACGAGGACGACGACAAAGUCAAGCAGCUCAUGGAUGGCGCCGCCAUCGAGGAGGCGGACCCAGAUGAAGUCGACGAAGACAGCAAGGUCGACGUGGACAAGGCCUUCCUCAAGUUCCAGAAGCGGCUUAUGAUCGAGCCUGAGCAAGUAGUCAGAUACAACCGCAACGCCGAGGGAGAGGUCCCGCCACCGCUGUGGGGAAGCGAUAUGGGCAAGCCAACCGAUGCAGAAGUUGGGCUGUGUCUCCACUGCGGCGGAAAGAGAGAGUUUGAGUUCCAGGUCAUGCCGCAACUGCUGAACUAUAUCGAGAACGACCAUUCUGCGACCGACUCACUCGACUGGGGCACGCUGCUGGUGUUCUCGUGCACCCAGAACUGUCAACCGAAGGAUAUGACCUACAUCGAGGAGUUUGUUUGGCGGCAGGACUUUACCGAGAACGGAUGGGGAGACUCGCUGCGAAAGGGACAGGGCGAGCCACCCAAACAACCAUCGGAAGAGAACUGAUGGGGAUCAUCAAGCACACUCUCACGCUGUCGCUUGUUCGCUCUGGCUGUCCAUGCUGGUCGGAGGAAAUGAGAGGAGUGAUCUGAUCACACUCGAUGAAUCGGAGCCGGACAGAUCGCUCAGUCACAACACAAAUAGAUGCAAUGCUGCUCUCAGGAAAACAGGGCAGUGCCCCACUUGCGCUUCUUCAUAGCUCAGGCCCUGCCUGUUGUUGGUUCAGGAGAGCACAGCCCCGAGAUACAACACACAUUCGGCCAUCUGAACAGCACCGUGGUUUCUUG
This is a messenger RNA of Polychytrium aggregatum, 1464 nucleotides long. RefSeq names its product programmed cell death protein 2. The coding region runs from base 89 to 1183 and encodes 364 amino acids. Gene Ontology annotation, cellular component: nucleus; cytoplasm. The record is from RefSeq and is a predicted model, not a curated record. The transcript is spliced from 7 exons. Lineage: Eukaryota; Fungi; Chytridiomycota; Chytridiomycetes; Polychytriales.